GGCUGUGGCAUCUCUCCUUCCGCUUGCCAGUUCUGCCUCCCUCUCCGGACUAAUACAGGAUUAUUAACAGGAACAAGACAGAAAUGAGAGGAACACGGUGAAAAGUACCACCACCACCACAAAGACCCAGGACUCGUACUCUACAGGAAUGGAUGUGGGAAUGUUGGAGAUUCCGGCUGAGCUAUCGGCCAGACUACGCAGCGCAGCAGGGCGGCAGCACGUAUCAGGGGUGACAGAGGUGGCGCCUCCACAGGUGAAAGCACAAAACACCCUAAUCCUGCCCCUCGAUAUCGACAGCUACCCCUUCUCACGAUACGCCAACGCCACACUGAAGGAUGGCUGGUGUCAGCCACAGGGCUACUCCCUCCAGCGACCUUUGACUUCUCUGGAGCCUGAAGACGCUCGAACCGCUCUGGAGAUCCACAAACUGAUACUGCGUUUUGCAGGGGACAGUGAUCUGAGUGGCUGGCAGGAGCAGAUGUUAGGGAACUACAUUGUGGAGCAGGGCCAGACCAGACCCCCCCUGAGGGAUGAGAUCCUCGCCCAGCUGGCCCACACCACCUGGGGCAGAGAGUCAGAGGAGGUGGCGCUGCGGGGCUGGUUGUUACUGGCCUACUGCCUUAGUACAUUCACCCCCUCCCCAGCCCUGGACAAACCCCUGCUCAAGUAUGUAUCUGAUAAUGGUCCAGGUGAAUAUCGUUCUCUGUGCCAGCACAAACUCCUCACCUCCCUCAAGUUACCCUCCCCUGCCUCCCGCCUCCACCCCCCCUCCCAGCUGGAGUGGACAACCAAUCAGAGGAGAGGAAAUAUGGUGAUGGACAUACACACCUUCAACGAGGAGAAGAUGACAGCUGAGGUGGAGUCCUGGACCACAGGGGAGCAGCUGGCCUCGUGGCUGCUCCACUUCAGAGGGUUACCUGAGGCUCCACGGGGCUGGUCCGUGUCUCUGCUAGCUGAUGAGGGCUGGUCUGAUCUGGCUGGAUGUGACUUUGUCUUGGACCCGUUGGCUGGAGCAGAGACUGAUGCUACACUGGAGACCACACACACAGAGCCUGACUACCUGUUCAACAACGAGGGAGACGGGAUGAUUACAACAGAUCUAGAUGGCUUCAUCCCCCCGGCCCCCUCCAUUCCGGCCCCUUGUCUCCCCCAGCAGGACCGCAGAGACUACCAGCAGUCAGAGGGUUCUGGUCAGAUGGACUGCUAUCUGGAUGACCUCUUUGACCCAAUCAGGGACCAGGGACCAGGGGACCAGGAGCGUAUGGCCAAGUUGAACAGGAGGAUGAGAGGAGGAGGAGGGAUGUAUAGACCAGGUGUUCCAAUGACAAUGCCAGGCUAUUCUAUGGGAAUGCCAGUGAACCCUGCCAUGCAAGACUACGGGGCUCCAAAUGGAUCACCCCAGCCAGCUGCACCAGGCCUGGACCCCCAGCAGAUGGUAGCACAGCAGCAGGCUUUCAUCAACCAACAGGCCCUGCUCAUGGCCCAGCAGAUGACAAUGCAGGCGAUGGCUAUGUCCCAGCAGCAGACUCAGGAGCAGCAGCGACAGCAGCAGCGGCACCAGGCUAACCUUCGACCCGUCACACCCCCCCUCGCCCCCUCUCCCCCGGCACAGACACAAACACCCCCCCGAGCCCCUCUGCCGCUAACCACACCCAGCCAGAGGAAACCACAGAUACAACACUACAUACCUGAGCCGGACAGAGAUGUGGACUUUGUCAGUCCAGACCAGCUGGACUCUUUCAAGGGCAAGAGAGAGUUCUUCCAGAAGAUUGGUUCUCAGCCAAAGCCUCGCCCUGCUCCCAGUAGCCCCUCCAAACAGACCCUUCCCCGCUCCCCCUCCCCGCCCCCAGCACCCAGGACUUGGCAACGUCCCGGAGGGAGCCCCCCCAAACAGACCCUUCCCCGCUCCCCCUCCCCACCUCCAGCACCCAGGACUUGGCAACGUCCCGGAGGGAGCCCCCACAAACAGACCCGUCCCUGCUCCCCCUCCCCACCUCCAGCACCCAGGACAUGGCAACGUCCCCCGUCUCCUCCUGCCAGAGAACCAGACCGCCCCAGCCCUCCUGCCUCCCCGCCCCCUCCCAGCACCAGAAUCCGUGACAUCAUUAAACAGUACCAAAACCGCCCUGUCAACGAUCCAAAACCCUUGAAACCAAUCAGGGUUCCAGCACAGUCGUUUGUGAAGAAGAAGGAUCCUAAAGAGGAGGCCCUUUCUAUCCUCAGACAUACCGGACCUGUACAACAGCAGAAGAGACAGCCUCCCCCCGCACGGCAGCCCUCUCCUCCCUCCACCAGAGGGCCUCACUCCAUUUCCAACAACAUGAUGCAGAAACAGCGCUCCCUCGCCGACCUGUUCGGCACUCAGGGCCCCCCCGAGAACCGUCCGCCUGCUCCCCCCGGGUUCGCCCCUCCUCCUCCUCCUCCUGCCCUAGUCCAAAACAUCUAUGAGAGCUUGCCAGACCCCCCCACCAAGGCUGCCCCCACACUCAAUCUGCUGUCUGGGGUGGAGAGUGUCCGCACCCAACUCCACAGGUUCUCUGCCAGCGUCUACUUCUCCUACUCGGCUAUGCCUGGCAAACUGUUCCUACGCAAAGAGGUGUUUUACCCCAGAGAGAAGUUCAACCACCCCUACAUCCUCAAUCUCCUCUGUGAGCAGAUCAUGAGAGACACGUACUGUGACACCUGUGUGAGGAUCUCCAGAGAGGAGAGGAGGAAAAUGAAGGACCUACUGAGCAGUUUCCAUGUGGGUACAAGUGUCAGCUUGGUCCAGGACGACACCAUGAAGAAGAGGAUAGUGAUGGCUGCCAGAGACAACUGGGAAAACUACUUCACAAGACUGUUCCCUGUCAAUGGUGAUACCAGCGGGGACACCCAGGUAUUGGGUGUGUCUCAUCGUGGGCUUCGUCUGCUGAAGGUGGCCAGAGCAUCAGGCAUUAACCCCAAACACCUGAUCCUGCUACGCAGCUACAGCUAUGCGGAGCUGCUGUCGGUGAAGCUGCAGUCUGCAGACAUGGUAGAGUUCAGUCUGAAAGAAGAACAGCUGCAGCUGCAGAGCAACAGAGCUGUUCAGAUCACUGCUAUGGUCAGUCUGUUCCACCAAGAGCUCGUCGAGGGCUCGGAUCAUGUGAUCGCCCUGAAGAGCUUUGAGACGGUCGACAAGAGCCUGCUCAACUUCCGCAAGGGUGACAUCAUCAAACUGCUGCCCAUAGAUGGCCUCAAACCAGGUUGGUGUUUCGGUUCCAUUGGGGGGCGCUCGGGUCUCUUCCCCACAGACAUCACUCAGCCGUCUGCCCCUCCUGACUACCACCAUGUCCACCUUGACCGCCGCGACGAGAGGAGGAAGAGCAUGAGAGCUCCAGCCCCCAGACCCACCUCCCACAACGGCUCAGCACAGCCCAGCCGAGAUGGCUCCGUCCUGGGGUCGGCUCGGUCGGUUCAGGGUAGUGAGAUGAAUGACGUACAGACGUUCCUGAUGACAGAGUUUGCCAUGAAAUACUUUAGAGAUGCUGCCACGAGCAUGGAGGGUAGAGGUUUUCUUGAUGGAGGUAGAAACUUCUCAGAGAUGGUUCAGUACACAGAGGUUCCCGUUCAGGAAAUCUCUAUCCUGUACGUUGAUUCCGUGAUCUUAAUAACCUGGCUGUCCAGGCCUUCAUGA
Messenger RNA from Salvelinus sp. IW2-2015, 3655 nucleotides. The record is from RefSeq and is a predicted model, not a curated record. Lineage: Eukaryota; Metazoa; Chordata; Actinopteri; Salmoniformes; Salmonidae.